This is a messenger RNA of Amphibalanus amphitrite, 2003 nucleotides long. Its product is annotated as septin-2-like. NCBI's taxonomy places the organism in Eukaryota, Metazoa, Arthropoda, Thecostraca, Balanomorpha, Balanidae. Gene Ontology annotation, cellular component: cell division site; microtubule cytoskeleton; septin ring. Bases 215 to 1306 code for a protein of 363 amino acids. Gene Ontology annotation, molecular function: molecular adaptor activity; GTP binding; GTPase activity. The record is from RefSeq and is a predicted model, not a curated record. Gene Ontology annotation, biological process: cytoskeleton-dependent cytokinesis; regulation of exocytosis; cell division. The transcript is spliced from 8 exons.
CAAUCACGUUGAAGCUUUUGGCAUCACAGGCCACACCUCGGAUGUCGCCGGAGUUGCAAAUCUUUGUUUAAAAAUUGGAAAGAUUUCGAGUUGUCACUCGAAAGGUAUUCAUACUUUCAAGUUUUAACUUGCUGGAUUGUUUGAACAAAUCCCUCAGGCAGACACAAAAGGAGGGUUUUGGUGAAUAUCAAUUACCUACCUACAGUAAGAGAAAAUGAGCAGCCGCUCAGAAUUUGGCAACCCAGAGGCACCCGGCUAUGUUGGCUUUGCCAACCUGCCCAACCAGGUGCAUCGCAAGUCAGUCAAGAAGGGAUUUGGCUUCACUAUGAUGGUGGUUGGCGAGUCAGGGCUUGGGAAAUCGACCCUUGUUAAUAGUCUCUUUCUCACUGACUUGUACCCGGAACGACAGGUGCCAGCCGCCUCCGACGUGAUCAAGCGCACGGUUAAGAUCGAGGCUUCCACGGUAGAAAUCGAAGAGCGCGGUGUCAAGUUGCGGCUCACGGUUGUAGACACUCCAGGGUUCGGUGACGCCAUCGACAACACCAACUGCUUCGAGCCCAUUGUCCAGUACAUCGACGACCAGUUCGAGAAGUACUUCAAGGACGAGUCCGGGCUGAACCGACGGAACAUCGUCGAUAACCGGAUACACUGCUGUUUCUACUUCAUCAACCCGGCCGGGCACGGCCUGAAGCCGUUGGACGUUCAGUUCAUGAAAAUGCUGCACAACAAGGUGAACUUGGUGCCGGUGGUGGCCAAGGCGGACACGCUGACCAAGGCCGAGAUGGACCGGCUGAAGGCGCGGCUGCGCACAGAGAUCGGCGAGCACGGCAUCCGCGUGUACCAGCUGCCGGACUGCGACACGGACGAGGACGAGGAGUACAAGGAACAGGUGAAGCAGCUGAAGGCGGCCAUGCCGUUCGCGGUGUGCGGCAGCAGCCAGCAGAUCGAGGUGGCAGGGAAGAAGAUCCGCGGUCGCCAGUAUCCGUGGGGCGUGAUCGACGUCGAGAACCCGAACCACUGCGACUUCAUCAAGCUGCGGACCAUGCUCAUGACACACAUGCAGGACCUGGACGACAUGACGCACGACAGCCACUACGAGAAUUACCGCUCGGAGCGGCUGGCGCGCCAGGCGGCGCCCAAGGCGCGCGCCGGCUCCGUUACCGGCGCCGACGACGUCUCCGAGAAGGACCGCAUGAUCCAGGAGAAGGACGCCGAGCUGCGGCGCAUGCAGGACAUGCUGCAGCGGAUGCAGGCGCAGAUCGCUCAGAGCAGCUCCAGUUCCCUGCAGUCAGUUGGCAGUCAGUAGUGCGGCGCCGCCCGGCCACCGGUCGUCGGCCUGCACCCGGUCCGCACACCGCCCGGGCUGUGCUGCCCGCGUGCAUAGGAGUGUGCGCAGCAAGGUGUCAGGGAAAAGAGCUCCAGACUGAGCGGGAUUCGUAUCCAACCCGAGGCGGACCAGUGAUCGACGGCGAUCGGUCCGUCCGCGACCAGAGGCUGAGUAGAACUCGUUCCGUUCGGCCGGCUCGAGCUCUCUGUAUUCUUAGCGUUCGCCCCAUUAAUCGCUUCCCGCUGCCGUGCUCGCUAGUAAUAACCGAGUGCGACCAGACGUGUUCAGUGCCACCCGCGAUAACUUGCCGUAGACUUACGAUGGCGCUGAUUCUACCAUUGUUUGUACGCUCGAUUGGUCCGUCGGGGACAGGGCAGGCGGAAGGGAUGCCGCCCUGCCAGCGCGCGGCAGGCAAAGGUACCCUCGGACAGUGUGUCUCGUCGAGUUGGGGCUGAGUGAGCUGAGUUAUCUGCUGAGGGCUGAGUGAAUUGAGUGAUUGCCGAGGGCUAAGGUGCUACGCUGUCUUGGAUACACCCCGUCCCGGCAGCUCCGAGAUGCUUCCUCUUUCCAAACCAGCACGCUUCAGUGGGCUUUUACCACGUUAUUUUGUACCCAAACGGCAGUGGCCUACCGGGAUAUGUAUAUGACAUAAAAAUACAUUUUUUCACAUAUCAAA